UAAAUACAUUCCAUCUGUGUGGAAUGUGGUAAUGCAUUAAGCUCUCUACAGACUGACAUGUCUUAAUACUUUUUUGCGCUCGUACAGAAGAUUCACACAACUCCCGACGGUGCGUAAUUACGCAAAUCUUCAAGUUUGGUUUUCAAACUCUUGCUUGAAGGCACCGAACUUUUACACCGGUCUGUGAACUGGGACACUCUAUUUUAUGUAUUUCUACUUAUUUUUGAUCUGCACCUGCUACAACCAGUGGUGAUGGAGAAGCAGGAGGUGGUGUCGCAAAACGCAGACCCGGCGGAUGGCGCACAGGGAGGAGUGCCGCUGUUAGACCGCACAGGUGCUUGUUGUCAUGGAGGAGCAAAGAUGGCGGUCCUGGCCUAUAGCCUGGGCAAACGAGAGAUAAACCAUCAUUUCACCAUCAAAAACGCCAAACUGAUAUCGCUGGUACUCGUCAUUUUACUCCUGGUGUUUCACACAGCUUCGCGGUACUAUGGCGGCGGAGACUCAUGUGAACGGCUGCUGUCCAGAGGACGUUACUUGGGGGAGAACAUAUGGCAGCCGUACGGCUGCAUGAUGCACAAAUACAAAAGCAUUGAAGCCAAAACCUGCCUUGCUGAAAAGCGAGUGGCCUUUGUCGGUGAUUCACGAAUCAGGCAGCUCUUUUACUCCUUCAUCAAAAUUAUCGACCCUGAGCAAAGAGAAGAUGGAAACAAGCACGAGGACAUUUCCUUUGAAGCGGCGAGUUCCUCUGUCAAUGUGGACUUUCUGUGGUAUCCAGAGGCAAAUAAUUCAAUGAAGGAGCGCUUGAUAUCAUGGACAAACGAAGGUUCAGGAAAGCCAGAUGUUGUCAUCCUUGGUGCUGCAACAUGGUCCAUCAAGUUGCACAGUGGCAGCAGCGAGACGCUGCAGCAGUACAAAGUCAACCUGACAGCCAUUGCUGCUCACCUGGAGAAGCUGGCUGACCAUGCAGAGGUCUAUUGGGCCCUGCAAGACCCAGUUAAUGAGGCGGUGUUGAGUGAGAACAGGAAGAUGAUCACCAAUCAACAGCUGGAGCUGUACAACGAGGCGGCGGUGGACGUGCUCAACGGCAGCAAGCGCAACGGCAGGUCCCGGGUCAAGCUGUUGGCCGCGUCCCGCCAGGCUGCACUGGAAACGAUCGGCCAGUCGGACGACGGCUUGCACCUGCCCGAGAGCACCAGGAAUGUGGGAGCCAUGGUCCUCAUGAACUCUCUGUGCAACAAGCUACUGAGGCCCAUCGAUGGCUCCUGCUGCCAGACGUUGCCACCCCCGAACCUCCUGCAGAAGCUGUCGUUAUGUUUCUUCCUGGGCUCGGGCGUGGUCUUCCUGGUCUUGCACGUCCUCGGCAAGAACCGCCACCGCCGACCCGUGCCUCCAGACGUAGAGAGCCUGGAGGAGAAGAAGCCGGCGACCGCCGCUGCCCCUCUGGGUCCAAAGGCGCCGUUCCAGGCCCUCUGCAGGAUGGGCGUCAUCAUGAGCUAUUUCUACCUUUGUGACAGAGCGGACGUGUUCAUGAAGGAGCAGAAGUUCUACACUCACUCCACGUUCUUCAUCCCUCUUAUCUAUAUGUUUGUCCUGGGAGUGUUCUACAAUGAGAACACCAAGGAGACCAAAUUACUCAACCGUGAGCAAACAGACGAGUGGAAAGGCUGGAUGCAGUUGGUCAUCCUCAUCUAUCACAUAUCUGGAGCCAGCGCUUUCAUUCCAGUGUACAUGCACGUGCGGGUGCUGGUGGCAGCGUACCUCUUUCAGACCGGCUAUGGACACUUUUCCUUUUUCUGGCUUAAAGGAGACUUUGGACUGUAUAGAGUGUGCCAGGUACUUUUCCGUCUAAACUUCCUGGUGUUGGUGCUGUGUGUAGUAAUGGACAGACCCUACCAGUUCUAUUACUUUGUCCCGUUGGUCACCUUCUGGUUUGUCGUCAUCUAUGCCAUACUGGCCAUGUGGCCUCAGAUCCUUCAGAAGAAGGCCAACGGUAGUGGCUUGUGGCACAUUGGGGUCUUGGUGAAGUUACUGGGCCUCCUGCUGUUCAUCUGUAUUUUUGCCUUUUCACAGGGUUUGUUUGAGCGGAUCUUCUCUGUUUGGCCCAUCUCUGCGCUCUUUGAGCUGAACGGAAGCAUCCACGAGUGGUGGUUCAGAUGGAAGCUGGACCGAUUUGCGGUGAUACACGGCAUGUUAUUUGCCUUCCUCUAUCUGGUGCUUCAGAAGUGCCAGGUGCUGACGGAGGGCAAAGGAGAGGUGCUCCUCUCUGCCAAGAUUUCCAACCUGCUCCUCUUCCUCUCCGUCGUCUCCUUCAUAACCUACUCGAUAUGGGCCAGCAGCUGCAAAACCAAAACCGAGUGCAACGAGAUGCAUCCUUACAUCUCUGUGGUCCAGAUUCUGGCCUUCAUUCUCAUCAGGAACAUUCCCGGCUACGCCCGCUCUGUAUAUAGCUCAUUCUUUGCAUGGUUUGGAAAGAUCUCCUUGGAGCUGUUCAUAUGCCAGUACCACAUCUGGCUGGCAGCAGACACCAAGGGUAUUUUGGUCCUGAUCCCAGGAAACCCUUCACUCAACAUCAUGGUCAGCACCUUCAUCUUUGUUUGUGUGGCUCAUGAGAUUUCUCUCAUCACCAAUGAUCUGGCCCAGGUGGUCAUCCCCAAAGACAACAUGGCCCUGCUGAAAAGACUGGGGGCCGUUGGGCUCCUCAGUCUCGUUGUAUUACUGCUGGCCAAGGGCAGCCAGCCCACACCCGGUGCCUGAUGGACACCUCUCGAUGGGGGUGGGGGUGGGGGCGGGGGUGGGGGGUUGGGGGCACAACGGACUCGCAAAGCCCCCUUGCUGAGGUUAGGUCCGGAUCCAAGCCAGAAGCGGGCCCGGUGGUUUAGCCUACUGGUGGCCACAGGAGACGGCCUCGACUGUGUUUAGUGACAACACGGGGACCCGUGGGAGGACCGUGUCUCUCUGCUGGCCCCACGUCAGAGCAGAGUCUGUACUAUUUGACUGCUGUGAAAGUUGCACACUGAAUAAAAGAAAAAUGCUAAAAAAAGCGGAUUGCUCCUUUCAGGGCAAAAUUGCAAGAGAGAAAACAAAACGCCGAAAACGUUUACAUUAUCUGGAUUCAGCAGAAGAGCAGAGAGUUUUCUGUAAAACAAAACAAGAGGUUUUCAUUUUUAACCUCGUGCUUGCUGUGUGAAUAUUUGCCACGUUGCUUCUAUUUAGCCAAACAAUAAGUUAAUUGUCACAUACAGAACUUCCUGUCAUAACCUCACUCUGGAAGGGAUCAGUAGGCGCACACUCCGUCCACAUGGCAGUAGAAGAUGAAGGUGUUUUCACUCAGGAUCCAUAAUCUACAUAUUCAGAUAUCUUUAAAAACAAAAUCAACUGUGCUGCAUUUUACUAUCAAAAUGUCUUUUGUACAGUAUUUCUGGUGACUUUAAAAUGGUGUCGGUAUCUAAAUAUGCAAAAUAUGGACCAACAACUGGCUUGGGUGAUCUCAAAUCUGUUGAGACUAAAGUGAAUAUUUGGAGUGCAAUUGUUGAAAAGUUGGAUUGUCCUUCGAUCAUAUUUUUGUGAGUGAUUUUUAGAAAUGUUUGCCUUGUGCUGAAAGGUACCGUGGUCACCUGCUGUAGCUCUGAAAUGCUAUGUGAUAUGUACAGUAUUUAAUGAUUUAAAUUAAGCUUAUAUUUUAUACAAGGUUGUUGUUUUUUUGGGGGGGGUGGGGGCUUUGUUUAAUUUUGUACUGUGCGCUCAUGACUGCUGUUUGUGAAGGAAGUAUUACAUGGAUCACUUCGUACCCAUCCCAGCAGCUCACAGAUGAUCACUUGCCUCAGCGACGCGUAGCGAAGGUUGAGCCUUUACAGUCUGACACUCGUCUGUCCUAUUCGCUCACUUUGUAGUCCGUGUAUAUUUGUAUGACAGAGCGAGAGAUUUUAUUUUAUACGGCAAUGCUUCAGCAGUGUUUUUAGUCCUCCUUUCAUAGUCGAUUUAAAAACAUGCCUCACUAGCUACUGCUGGAGCUUGCACAUAUUAUUGUACAAUAGGAAUAACCGCUAAAUAUGCACCCUGCCUCUGCUGUCACACGUUCUCUUAGACUGAAUGAGUUCGAACGUGCAUCUUCUCUCUGUGGCUUCCACACACACAACAUCUGUGAUGUAGCCUGUAGGCACUUUGCACCAGGGCUACGUCCACUUUUACAACAACUACUAAGUGAUGCGCUGAGAGGACGUAUAAGUGUCACUUAAAGGAACAUAUAGUUUAUUUUGUCAGCUGAGGAAUAGGGGAUGUCUCUUUGCAUAUAUAUAUAUAUAUAUAUAUAUAUAUAUAUAUCCUUAGACAUUUUAAGAGAUAUUAGCACUUUCAUUUUAAGACCUGCAUUUUCUUUUCAUCUUUGCAGUAAAAUACGAUGUUUAACAAGAUUCCACCGGUACAGAUACUUUCUGUACUUUAGCACAUUUAUAUUAGGUGAAAGUUUUGUCACGGUCACUUGGCAAAUGUAUAUUAUACGAUCCAAGCUACAUCGCUUAUGAAAUAAUUCUUUCAUUUACCAUGGGGUUAGUAAAAGAUUGCUUUGUGAAUUGUUUUUUUUUUGUUUGUUUUUUUACAUUUAUGUAGCUUCUGAUUAAAAGAAAUACACAAAGAAUUAAUUUCUUCUUUGCGGUGGAACAAUUUGUCUCCAGCUUUUCGCAUCUUUCUUGUCGUUUAUCUGAUGAUGUGCGGCCUCGGUUUUGUUCUCUGAAUAAGAGCGAAGUAAAUUUGUAAUUUCUAUAACAGUCAUCACCUCAUUGUAUUGAUGAAAAUGGCAUUUCCAUGUUGCAGUUUCCGUUAUGUGAAGUCUACUGCUCCGUUUUCUCGUCUAUUACUGAUCAACAGCUCUAAAUUUGCUAAUUGUUUCGGGCCUUAAUAGAUCUGUUUGGUCGUGUAAAAGCAACAACUAUUUAUACCCCUGUGGAGGGCCUCUUUGAAAUAUGUUACAUGUACAUUUUUUUGUGGUGUCUUAAAAAUGUGAAAUGUAUCCAUAUUAUUUAUAAAUGCCUUUAUUCUGUUGUACAUUGUUAAUACCUUCAUAAAAUGUGCUUUUAUGGCUUCUUUUUUUUGGUCAAAAAUAUACUUUUCAUGUCAUUCAGACAUUACAAGUGUCUUGUUUGUUUUUGGGACAAAAACACUUACAGUGAAAAUCAUUUAUUUUGAAAGCAUUUAUUGUUAUCCUGUGACACAUUACAUAUAAUUAAUAACACAUGACAACUAAAGCAUUUGAAUGUAAAACU
Anarrhichthys ocellatus (wolf-eel) is the source of this 5258-nucleotide messenger RNA. It is a transcript of the gene casd1, whose product is annotated as CAS1 domain sialic acid O acetyltransferase 1. The transcript is spliced from 18 exons. Gene Ontology annotation, cellular component: Golgi membrane. Gene Ontology annotation, molecular function: N-acetylneuraminate 9-O-acetyltransferase activity. The coding region runs from base 253 to 2754 and encodes 833 amino acids. Lineage: Eukaryota; Metazoa; Chordata; Actinopteri; Perciformes; Anarhichadidae. The record is from RefSeq and is a predicted model, not a curated record.